AUGGCUUCCGUCAAGUCGUUUCUUCGUCAUCACUAUCGGCAUUUCAAUGCUGCUUCAGUCAUUGACGCAGCCGAUGGCUGGCAGGCUGUACUAGACCAGGAUGGCAAGAUGUUCCUCACUAUGGGUGGUGCAAUGAGCACAGCUGAGCUCGGGUUAUCUGUCGCUCAACUCAUUCGGCAAGACAAGGUUCAUGCCCUGUGUGUUACUGGGGCCAAUCUUGAGGAGGAUAUUUUCAAUCUCGUUGCCCACUCUCAUUACCGUCGCUUGCCCAACUACCGUUCGCUCACCGCGAAGCAAGAGACGGAGCUCCGUGAUCAGGGUUUGAACCGAGUCACGGACACAUGUAUCCCCGAAGAUGAAGCUUUCGAGAGGCUAAGACAUCAUGUACUUUGGGUCUGGGAGGAGGCAUCAAAAACAGGUGAACGUCUGUUCCCUUAUGAGAUGUUUUUCCGCAUCAUCCGCUCUGGUAGACUCGAAUCUUCGUAUCAAAUAGAUCCCAGAGACUCUUGGCUCCUAGCCGCAGCCGAAAAAAACUUACCGAUAUGGACGCCUGGGUGGGAAGACUCAACACUGGGGAACUAUUUCGCUGCUUGCACUCUUCAAGGCAAGAUUAAGUCUCCGCUAAUGAUGAAAAGCGGUAUCGAGCAGAUGCACUCACUCGUUGCUUGGUAUCUUCAGGCUUCGGCAGUAUCACCGAUCGGCUUUUUCCAGAUUGCCGGUGGUAUUUCUGGGGACUUUCCAAUCUGCGUUGUUCCACUUAUUCGCAAAGAUCUCGGCGAAUCUUGUCGUUUAUGGGCAUACUUUGCGCAGAUUUCAGACUCUACGACAUCAUAUGGUUCUUACAGUGGAGCUGUGCCAAAUGAGAAGAUCACAUGGAACAAGCUUGACGAGGAAACCCCAAAGUUUGUCAUUGAAUCCGAUGCUACCAUCGUGUUUCCUCUUAUUGCACAAUACUUGCUAGACUGA
Messenger RNA from Botrytis porri, 966 nucleotides. RefSeq lists its product as uncharacterized. Gene Ontology annotation, biological process: peptidyl-hypusine biosynthetic process. Bases 1 to 966 code for a protein of 321 amino acids. Gene Ontology annotation, cellular component: cytoplasm. The record is from RefSeq and is a predicted model, not a curated record. NCBI's taxonomy places the organism in Eukaryota, Fungi, Ascomycota, Leotiomycetes, Helotiales, Sclerotiniaceae. Gene Ontology annotation, molecular function: deoxyhypusine synthase activity. The transcript has a single exon.